AUGAAGAGUCUUAAAAGUUUACAAUGCAUAUUUAUGCUAUUUAUUUUAUGCUUUGUGCAUUUGGGCUAUUGUGCACCUCAAAAUAAAGAUAAUGUGACCAAUACCACUAGUAACUGGAGAGUUGAUCAAUCCAAUGACAUUGAAACAUAUUCGGCUUCUGAAAAUGAUGUGACCAAUACCACUAGUAACUGGAGAGUUGAUCAAUCCAAUGACAUUGAAACAUAUUCGGCUUCUGAAAAUGAUGUGACCAAUACCACUAGUAACUGGAGGGUUCAUCAAUUCAAUGACAUUGAAACAUAUUCGGCCGCUGAAAUGUGCAGCAACUACUCGCAGUUAAUUUACAAAUAUAUAAAGGAUUCAACAUUAUCUGAUGAUAAGGAUGUAUUAAUCAAUUGUAAAGAUUGUUACAAUAAUUAUCCAUCAAACAUAUCUACAGUGGUGCCAAAUGUUAACGACGAAAGAGUUGCACCAAGAGAAUUUCUUCACACGGCUUUGUUGGGCGAUAGCAAUGGUAUUUGGCUUUACAGUGGAUCAUUGAUCAGCAACAGAUGGAUCCUGUCUGUGGCGCACUUUGAAAGAAUAUUCUACAAUCUUACGUGCUGGGCACGUCUAAGAGAUCCGAACUAUUCGUCGGAAACCGACGAUGUCACACCAAUGGACUACCAAAUCGAUCAAAUUGAAGUUCACCCAGGUUUUCAAAUGCCAUUAUUGUACAACGAUAUAGCGUUGUUCCAUUUGGACCGGGACGUGCAGUUCUCGUCGUACGUGCGGCCCAUUUGUCUUAACGCAGAUCCAAACUGGCAGUGGAGUCACUCGCAGACUGUGAUAGCACCUGGUUGGGGACGGAUCCAAUACGUUGGACCAUUGAAUGCAUUCAGUUCAGGGCUGUCAAAGGUUAGUUUGGACAUCGUCUCGGCGGAAAAGUGCAAGAGCAAUUACAAAGUUUCGUCUGAUACGCCCCAGUUGAUACACGGAAUAGAUGAAGACAGGAUAAUAUGCGCUGGCGUUGUUGAUAGCUCAGAAGACACUUGUGUGGGCUUUGGUGGCAGUUCUCUUCAAAUUCCGCACGCCAAGUACACGUUCAUGUACACGCAAGUAGGCAUCUCAUCGGCCGGCAAGGAGCGGUGCGCCACGAAAGAUUUCCCAUAUUUUUACACGAGAGUGUCCAAAUAUUUGCCAUGGAUCGAACGAAUCGUUUGGCCCAAGUCUGGCUGA
This is a messenger RNA of Macrosiphum euphorbiae (potato aphid), 1215 nucleotides long. NCBI's taxonomy places the organism in Eukaryota, Metazoa, Arthropoda, Insecta, Hemiptera, Aphididae. The record is from the annotation of a GenBank genome assembly.